Molecule: messenger RNA, 5281 nt
Organism: Argiope bruennichi
Lineage: Eukaryota; Metazoa; Arthropoda; Arachnida; Araneae; Araneidae
Product: metacaspase-2-like
Exons: 9
Coding region: 118-4839 (1573 amino acids)
Source: RefSeq, a predicted model, not a curated record
CGCGCUGCCAAAUCAUUGCAAUGGAGGGAAAUUCAAGAUUUUCAACAAUAACAAAUGCAACACAAUUUUCUAGAUGCUUAAUUUACAUUGAGUUUUGUUUCUUUCUUCGAAUUCCAGAUGGAAAUUAAUAAAAUCUUUCACCCUGAGAUAUCUACCGAGAAAAUGGUUAUAGAUGACUCAUUAAAAAAUGAAAGCUGUAAUUCCUACUGUCCAGACUUUUCUGACAUAUAUGAUGACAAUUUCGAGUUUUGGGAUUUUUUACAUAGCAAAAAGGAUAGAAAUGGAACUCUUAAUCGUGAUGAAGAACGAUUUCAAAAAAAUAACUUUUGGGAUUUCUUGGGUCCAUCAUCAAUUAAAGAUCAAAAUAGCCUUCUACAGAAUAGUAGCGAAAUCAUCGAUUCUACCAUCACAACUCCAAAUGACUCAGGGAUAUAUUUUGAAAAUGAAUCUCCGUUAUAUCCUGAAAAGAAAACAGUUUCAAAUGGUAUUAAUCUUCAUUCACCUGAAUUAAAACCAACUUCUUCAGAUGAUGAGUUUUGGGAUUUUUUGAGCUAUAAUUCGCCAGUUGUAACUGUCAAAGAACUGCUGAAAGACUUGAAUUCCUCAAAAGAUGACAACGAAUCUGGCAUCAGCUUAUUUUCUUCAAGAUGCGAUGAAUCUCCUUUUCCAUCAAUCUCUGAAUGUAUGGAAUCGGGGAGAUCUAGUACUUUUAACAGUUCACCAUCAUCUGUAUCUGUAAGAAGUAAACACAACCGUGGAAAUGGAAACGAAGCAAAAGAAUUUAAUUCGAGACAAAGCUUCCACGGUGAAAAAAACUAUGGCACAUCGGAACAAAUUAUUGAGUCUAGCGAUCACGCAAAUUACAUCGAUGUCCUAAAGUACUUACAGCAAGAAUGCAUUGUCAGUGACAAAGAAGUUGUGUCCUCUAUACCAAGUGAUAAAACUUGCCUUGAUAAAAACUCAUUGAAAAUAAAUACUAAAGAAAGGUGCAAAUAUCAAAGAAACUUGGAUGCUAUAUAUAAUGAAUUAGAUAAAUUUAAUGAAAAGCAUAGUAAGGUGCAAGAGCGAAGUCUGAUAUCUUCAAACAAAUCUCAGCUGAAUGUUUCAUCAUCAAAUCAAAAAACUGUUUAUGAUGCAGCAGCACCUAUUCUCUCUUCAAAAUCCAAUUUUGAUAAAUUAAAAAAAGAUGGGAACUCAAACGGAUCGAACCCUUUUAAGCUCUGUAGUCAAGAAACAGCAGGGGUUCAACAGAUAAUUAACAAAAGGCAUACUAAACGUUUUAAAAGAAAUAUUCCAAAGCAUUUAGUUUCUUCUUAUUUUAAUACAGCUGGAAAUUCUAAGCUUACUUCAACCAUCUCAAGUUUAAACGCGAUCAGUGAUGUGAAUUUCAAUCAACCAAACAUGCAAACAUCUCUCCAAAAUCUCAACUCUACAAACUCUUACCAUGCAGAGAAUGGAAUUAAAAGUAAUAGCACUUCUAAAGUUAAAUCCUUUGGCAUAAAUCCUAUAAUUACCAGUAGCACAGCACCAGUAAUAACAGUUACGGCUAACAAUACAAUAGCAAGCAAUUCGUCUACAAAUACUCCACCUCUUUAUUUACUAAUGUCAUCAAACGCGGAGACUCUACAAAAUCCGAAUUAUUCUCAUUUUUUCCUAGUUAUUAAUAACAGUAACGGUAAUUCUCAAAUGAAUCAACCUACUUUUAUUCAAAAUUCUCAAGUUAUUAAUGCGAACAAUUUAAAAAGUACUCCAACUCAAUUUGGUCAAGUACUUGCAAAAGUUAAUUCAGAAAGUGCAAAUAAAUCUGAUUGUAUUGCAAAACAGAAAGUUUUGAUUGUGAAUAAGUCAAAUAAAGCAGAAUCCUCAUCUUCCACUUCUGUUACAGACUCCUCAGUUUCAAACAUAAAAUAUCAAACAAUACCUCAAGUUUAUUUGCCUUAUACUACCCUUGUAAAUUCGACUGAUGGAGCCAAUCAAGUCAGAGUUCAAUAUUUAAACAAAAUUCCUGUUGUUAAUAAUACGAUAAAUAUACCAGUUUCUGUAAAUAAUUUAGUCUCAACUUCAACAGUUCCCACUACAGUUUCAAAUACGUCCAUUUCUUCAAUUCCUAAUUCGAAUUUUUACUCAGCAGUUAAAAGUUUUGGAGUUAAGGAGCAGAUAACAAACUUAAAAUUGGACUCAAAACCCAAAGUUACACAAUCUAAAUGUAGACAACCCAUUUUGAAACCAAUAAAAAAUAUUCCCCUUGGAAAAGAUAAGUAUGCUAUACAACAAAUAAGCACCCCUGUUCCAAUUUGUGGUAAUGAAGAACUAAACAAUUCUCUAGGGUAUUAUUCAAAUGUGAACAAGAUAAAUGAAAAACUUUUUCUUGAAAAAUCAAAUUUUGAUAAUAAUUCAGGAUCAAGAAUUAACAAUAAUGCUUCUGAAGCAUUGGAAAAGAAUACCUCAAAUUUUCGAAACACGUUAACGGCAAUUCCAAAUAAAAAUUUUAUUCAGCAAAAUGAGACUUUACCAAAUACAAACUUCACAUCAACAAGUGUGACUACGUCAUCAAUAGGCUCAGUGAAGAAAAAUACAAAUUUACAAGAAAAAUGUCAAAUUUCUGCUACAAAUUCAGUCAAUGUUAAUGUUGUUCCUGUUUCAAAAACUCUACAAAUAAAUAAAAGUGUUUCUGCUCUAAAUACUAUUCAAACGACGAACAGUAAAGACAAACAAAGUGCUUCGAAUUUCAAUUUGAAUACGACAAACAGCUUAGUCCCAAUGAACGGAAAUUCCCAAAAUAAAUCUCUAGCAACAUUACAAGAGCUAUUUCCUCCUCCUAUAUCAAUGGUUCCAGUAUGCGUAUUACCACAAACACAAUCCUCCCAGGAUACAAAUCAAGCAGGUCCAUCUAAAGUUUUAAUUUUGAAUGGUAAUGGUAAAGAGCAGACAGUUACUCAUAAACUCAAAAUCGAUCCAAUUCCAUAUCGAGAACGUUCCAUUUCUAAGAAGGCGAAAGAAAAACUGAAGAAAGGACGUCUUAAAACUGUUCGAGAACUUCUACAAGAACGAAGAAAAAGCUGUUCAAAUCAAUCCAGAAACAGUAACAAAAUGAGCAAAGAAAUAAGAGUACUGAGACCAGUCUUAAGACUUUCAACCUGCGAUGUUCAUCCUAGCACGUCUUCUCAGACAAUUACAAACAUUUCGAAACUGAACUCGGAUGGCAAUAAUACUACAGAAACUGCUAUCAGGAAAAGACCAAACAUCCUACUGUUACCAUCUUCUUCUAAAACACUAAAGAAAAACAAUUUUACAGAAGUUAAACAAGGCAUUUCAGUAAAAGAACAAGAAUCUGAACAUUUUGCAGAAUCUUCUGUUUCUGAAAAUAUGGAAGAUUCUUUAUCAUCAUAUACCAGCUCUGCAUUCGACAAGAAGGAUAAUCGUCCAAGACAUUAUGACAUGUCUCAGCUUAAUAUUGGUGAUUUCAGGGUCGAUGAUGAUAUCGAUUCUUGUGGACGAUUCCGAAGCAAAUUUAAAGUAAUUUUUAGCAAACGCCAGUUUUAUUACGAUUUCCCUGUUUCUCGAUGCAAUCAGUACAGCUUAAAGUCCACUGAUGCAUGGGAGCAGAUGGCCCGUAUCGCAGUUUCUUUCAAAACUGUUGUUACUAUGAGUCUGAACGAAAGAACCAUCGAAAUCAGUAUAAAUGCCCCACCUACGAUCACGCUGGGAAGGCUCCAGUCAAGAACGGGUAUAAUUCCCAAUUCCACCAUAUAUGAUACAGUGAUUGAAAGCGAUUGCACGUGGGGCUGUAUGAUUCGAAGUUCAUUUCAUCAUAAAAUUAUCCUCCGGAAGAAACAAGCGAACAAGGUAAAAUCUUUUCUUUGCCACUUCGAUGAUAGGUUUCUCAAUAUAAUAAACGUCAGUAGCUUAUGCGAGAAUGGAAUAAACAGCGUCGAUGAAUUGUCCAUUUUUGAUGGAGAGCGUUCUCCAACGACACUUAAGCAAAAUAUCAUGAAAAAUAAAAAGCACUACAUCCGAAGACUGUCUCAUUGGGAUUCUUCUGAAAAUGAAGAUCAGAGAACUGUUGAUGAAGACGAUCUAGUUUUGCUGAAUCAGAUGUGCUCUUGUCGAGUCAGUUGUCGCUCUAUACGUUGUUCGUGCGUGAAAGCAGCUAAAAGUUGCAACUCUGUAUGUGACUGCAUCAAUUGCGACAAUCCUCUGAAUAUUCUGGAGACUCUUGGAAUGAACUUGGAUUUUUCUCUUAGUGAUAGUUGCCUGUUUCAAAACAUUUAUCAGAUUCCAAAACUUGUACCUUUCCUUACAAAAGAAGUGAAGCUGACAUGUUGCAAUACUUUUGCCCGUGUUCAAGAUUGCAUACCAGGAACUGUUCUUUGUCCGAAUGUGGACUGUAAUGUUCCACUGGAAUUUUCAUGGUGCAAAAAAAUUGUCUGUUACCCUGAAAGGAACCCUAGAAACCAUUGUUCGUUUUGUGGUCAGUGUUGUUUUUCCAGUGGUCGACAUUGUAUGACUUGCAAUAAAUGCUACGUUUCAACAUCGAAAUUUCCUAAUUGCCCAACUUGCGAAGAAAAGACAUCUGUUGCCACUGCAAAGGAUAUGGAAUCAAACAAUUACAAUUAUGAUAGAGAUCAUGAUGAUCAUCAGAAAAGUGUUACCAAAUCUGUUCAAAAACCAGAAAUAAUUAUUUUAGAUGUAUUCUCAAUACCGAAGACUUCCGCUAACACCGAAAAUGAAGAGGAAUCGUCGAAUCAUAAAGAUUCUACGAAUUGUGAUGACCCAAAGAUAUUUAAAAACUGCAACAAUUGUCAAGAUUCUACAGACUCUGUGAUUACGAUUGACUGAAACUUAUUAAUCUGAAACACAAGCAAUUUGAAAUGAAAUAUUGAAUGAAAUGUUUUCAAUUUUGUAUUUUUACUAUGCCAUCAGCAUUUUUAAAAUGCUGAAAUCUUCGUUUUAAUGACUCUAAAUUUCUCCAGAUUUAUAAAAUGUAAAAUGUUUUUAUUAUUUUUCAAGUUCUAUUUAGUGAAUCGAAAUAUUUAGCGUCAUGUGAGAACAUGAGUAAGAAUAGGAAACAACUUAAUAUAUAUUUUGUUUGAUCAAUAUUAUUUAUUUGCAGAGAAACGAUUGCAAACAUUAUUUUUCUUGGAGAUUUUUAUUUUCAUUAUUAGUGAUUUUAUUGCUAUAUUUCUCUUGUUAAACCUGUUGGAAAAAAUGUUGUAAAAUUAAAAAUGAAAAAAAUUGUAAAAAAAAUCAAGAUUAUUUAUGGCAGGAGACAGUUGAUGGA